Drosophila subobscura is the source of this 3413-nucleotide messenger RNA. It is a transcript of the gene Lrt, whose product is annotated as TLR4 interactor with leucine rich repeats. Gene Ontology annotation, molecular function: protein binding. NCBI's taxonomy places the organism in Eukaryota, Metazoa, Arthropoda, Insecta, Diptera, Drosophilidae. The record is from RefSeq and is a predicted model, not a curated record. The transcript has 6 exons. The coding region runs from base 844 to 3387 and encodes 847 amino acids.
AGCCGCCUUACCUGAGCGUAGGCCGCUCAGUCGACUUUCAGACGUGGUCGUGUUCAGUUCGUGGCAUCGUUGAUUGCGUUUGCAAUCUCCUCCGUGUCUGUGUCCCUCACUGUCGAUGUGCAGCUUGUUGCCGCAUGCAGCCAACGUUCGUCUCGAGUGGCAAAUGUGAAAAAUGCAAAUUUGACAAUACCUGCAGAACGGUCGUCGCCAGUUGUCAGUGAAGUUACGAUCGCGAGUGCCACACAGCCACACAGCCUACCUGACCGACCCAUCAGCGUCUUUGUCUGUGUCAUCAUCCCUCAAAACUCUUGGAAUCCUGGCGGGGGGCAAGACAAACAUCAACAGCGUCGGAUUCGCAUCCGUUUCCGGUUCUUUCAGUUGACUAUUAUUCUACUUGCACUCCGACUCGCUCCGUCGAUCGGUACUUUUUCAUGAAUGAAAUUUUAAUUUCGACUCUGCCCGCGUGUGUGUGUGUACAUGCGUAUGUGUGUGUGAGCCUUCUGUCCAGCUCCAGCUCCAGCGGUGUCAACUGACGUCCCAUUUCAUUCGUUUAUUGCCGCUGCCGCCGCCGCCGCCGCCGCUGUUGUCGCUCCCUGGGCGUCGGUGCACCGUAAAGAUCUUUAUCGCAUUCUAAAUACGUUCUGGAGCAGAAGGCAGAAGACAGCCGCGUUGUGUUUUCGUUUUCGUGUUUGUGUUUGUGUGUGUGUCAGGGCCCAGUGCCCAGUGCCAGCGCCAGUUCCAGUGCCAGGUAGAGGCCAGGUUAAUGCUGUUUAUUGUUCUAUGAACGUUGCCAGCGAUCGCCUGCCUGCUCUCUGUUUAAGUUUCGCACGCUGAUAAAGAACCAUGGCACACUAUCUCCGGACAUUGGCAGCAACCAGCAAGAUGUGGCCCCAGCUAAGCCUAUUUGUGAUGCUCCUCUGUCUGUCUGUCUCCACGCUGACAGAGGCCAAUGAACUCAAGGAUCUGCUGGAGGAUGCCACCACCAGCACCAGCACCAGCAGCAGCAGCAGCACCAGCAGCAGCACCACCACAGCGGCUAGCAGUGUCCCCGCGCUAUCCACGAGCACCGCCACCACACCCACUGCCUAUGUGGUGUCGGCGGCUGCCGUGCCCGUGGCAGCAACCAGCACAGGGAAGAGCAAGUCCAAGUCUUCGGCCGUCAAGUACUUUAACAAGAGCACGCCCAAGAAGCGGAAGGCCGAGCAGGUCUCCUCGCUGCCCCUGCCCGUCGACGAUGGCCUCAUGGAGUGGAAGUGCCCGAAUAUAACGAGCUCCCGCAACGCGGAACUCGAGUGCGGCUGCGACUUGCCCCACACCCUGAGAUGCAACAUCGAUCUGCACGGACUGCUGCUGCUGGCGGACAGGCUGCGCACCUCCCCGUACUCCAUAUCGCUGCUCGACUGCUCCCUGCGCAAUGUCUCCUUUCUGAGCGAUGCGAAGAUCUUCGACGGCGUCUCGCUGCAUGGGCUGGUCAUCUCCUCGGGCGAGAUCAAGCGGGUGCACAAGUCUGCCUUCUUGGGCAUCAAGGGUCCCCUGCAGGCGUUGGGACUGCCCGGCAAUGCGCUGCUCAGUGUGCCCUGGAAUGCCCUCUCCACGCUGGGAGCGCUCGAGCGCCUGGAUCUGGCCAAUAACAAGAUCAAGGCCUUGGGCACGGCUGACUUUGUGGGCCUCACCAAUCUGGUGUACCUGGAGCUGAGCAGCAAUCAGAUCUCGAGCAUAUCCCAGCGCACAUUCAGCAACCUGCGGAAGCUGGAGGUGCUCAAGUUGGGCGGCAAUCGGCUGGGCGACUAUGCCCAGAGCCUGCGAUCCUUGAGCCAGUGCCUGAGCUUGCGGCAGCUCGACCUGACGGCCAACAAUCUGAACGGGCCGCUCAGCGCGCAGACGCUGGCGGGGAUGAGGAACCUGGAGAGCCUCAACCUCAAUCGGAACAUGAUCAAGAGCAUUCAGAACAAGGCGCUGGCCAACUUCUCGCGGCUGGUGAGCCUCUCGCUGCGCCACAACCAGAUCGAUGUGCUGCAGGACCACGCCUUCUACGGCCUGGGCGCUCUGGACAGCUUGGAUCUGAGCUACAACGGCAUUGUGGCCAUCUCCAGCUCCUCGCUGCAGCACCUGAGUCGUUUGACUGUGCUCGACCUGACGCACAACUUCCUGCGCGCCCUCACCUCGGAUCUGAUAGCACCGCUGCCAUCGCUGCGGGAGCUGCGGCUGGCCGGCAACGACAUCUCGAUUGUGGCCAGGAACGCCAUGGAUGGGGCACGCGAGUUGCAGAGCCUCCAGAUGCAGGACAAUCCGCUGUCUUGCGACUGCAGCAUUCGUCCCUUUGCCGAGUGGCUGCAGGUCUCUCAGCUGCACUCCAGCCUCUCCGCCUCCUGUGUGACGCCGCCGCGCCUCGAGGGAGCUCCGCUGCUGCAGGUGCCCGUGGAGACGCUCAGCUGUGACAUGGACAAUGUGGAGAAGGACAAUGCCAACAUAAUGCAGCAUCUGGAGACCUUGGCCAAGCCGAAUCAAACCUCGCCCGUCAGGGAUUUGUCAGAGGAGAUUAUACUCCACGAUUUGCACUAUUCGAAUGACUACGGCCUGAUCCUCACGUGGCUGCUGAAUCUCAGCAAGAAGGACUACAUGUGCGAUGCCAUCUUUGUCUACAAGGAGGAGAACAUCAAUGAGAUUCUCAUCGACAACUCGCCGAUCCAUUGCGAGAGCAAAGUGGUGAAUGGCCAGAACACGGUCAGCGUCAUCGUACCCGACAGCUCCUCCCUGGACAUAGGCAAAAGCUACCGAUUCUGUCUGGUGAUGGUCGAGGAGCAGAAUCCCCAGGCGGACCUCAACAUCGGCUGCUCCAACAUCACGCAGCUGCAGCUGAGCAGUCCGGGCUCCAUUCCCGUGUCGCGCCAGUACCAGCGACGCCCCUACUACACGCCCAACGAGCUGAAGACCGACUCCCAGGAGCAGGCUGCCAGCGGGGACUAUCAGCACAACCAGCGACAGUUCAACAGCCUGGCGGGCAGCCAGCAGCAGCAGACGCAUCCCCACCAGCAGUCGACGCUGCUGCACAGCUACACUGUCAUCGAUUCGCUCAACAAGAGCUUCCUGCCCGGCCUGGGACUGGGCGUUCUGGUCACCUCCGUGCUCGUUCUCAUCUGGGGUGCCACGCGGCUCCGGCAGUCGGGUGGGGUUAAUGGCAGCGGCGCCGCAGCGGACAGGAGCAGUGGCAGCGGCAGCGGCAGCGUUGGCAGCAACAGCAGCAGCAUCCACAACAACAACAACAACAGUCGGCCGGGCACUCCGACGGCGACCACCUGCUACGCCGCCUCGGAUCACAUAGCCCGCCUGGCGGACGCGGAGAGCGGAACGCGCUAUCUGAAGCUGCAGGCGACGACGAGUCUGUGAGGCAGCAGCAGCAGCAGCAGCAGCAG